AUUCUGGCCGGAGACAAUGCUCUUAUCAUCUUCCCGACCGGCGCAGGCAAAUCGCUGCGCUAUCAGGUACGAAUCCAUGCUGGCAUAACGCUUGUUGUGUCACCAUUGAUUGUUUUGAUGAAGGAUCAGGUCGACGCUUUAAAAGAAACGCGGAAUCCCAGCCCGAUCCAUCGACUCGAGCAAAUAAUGGGACGAUAUCCAGCGCAUUUAUGCAAGCCUACGCGAGUUGAAGCUGCGGAUUCUCUACUGCGCCCCCGAACGUUAAACAACGAGGGAUUCGUGGCAACCAUCGGGGGACGUUCCCGGAGGGAUUUGCUUGCUGGCCAUGGAUGA
Messenger RNA from Parathielavia appendiculata, 333 nucleotides. RefSeq lists its product as uncharacterized. The transcript is spliced from 2 exons. NCBI's taxonomy places the organism in Eukaryota, Fungi, Ascomycota, Sordariomycetes, Sordariales, Chaetomiaceae. Gene Ontology annotation, molecular function: nucleic acid binding; ATP binding. The annotation marks the transcript as partial. The record is from RefSeq and is a predicted model, not a curated record.